This is a messenger RNA of Acomys russatus (golden spiny mouse), 1332 nucleotides long. RefSeq names its product ChaC glutathione specific gamma-glutamylcyclotransferase 2 (gene Chac2). The record is from RefSeq and is a predicted model, not a curated record. Gene Ontology annotation, cellular component: cytoplasm. Bases 104 to 640 code for a protein of 178 amino acids. Gene Ontology annotation, molecular function: gamma-glutamylcyclotransferase activity; glutathione specific gamma-glutamylcyclotransferase activity. The transcript has 3 exons. NCBI's taxonomy places the organism in Eukaryota, Metazoa, Chordata, Mammalia, Rodentia, Muridae. Gene Ontology annotation, biological process: glutathione catabolic process.
CAGUGUGCUUUGCGCUGAAAACCAGGCACGGCCAGCAAGCCGGUUACUCCCCAGGCAGCAGCCCUGUUCUGAGCCGGUUGGGUAGGGGCGAGGCACCAGAAAGAUGUGGGUGUUUGGUUACGGGUCUCUCAUCUGGAAGGUGGACUUCCCCUACCAGGACAAGCUAGUUGGUUACAUCACAAACUACAGCCGGCGCUUCUGGCAAGGCAGCACUGACCACCGCGGGGUUCCCGGCAAGCCUGGAAGAGUUGUGACCCUUGUUGAAGAUCCUGGGGGCAGUGUAUGGGGUGUUGCUUACAAACUACCAGUAGGAAAAGAAGAGGAAGUAAAAACAUAUCUUGACUUCAGAGAAAAAGGUGGUUACAGAACAACAACAGUCAUUUUUUAUCCAAAAGACCCCACGACAAAACCAUUCAGUGUUUUGCUCUACAUUGGAACGUGUGACAAUCCUAACUAUCUUGGUCCUGCACCUCUGGAAGACAUUGCUGAGCAAAUUUAUAAUGCAUCUGGUCCAAGUGGAAGAAAUACAGAAUAUCUUUUUGAACUUGCGGAUUCUAUUAGGAAACUUGUGCCAGAAGAUGCAGACGAGCAUCUCUUCUCUUUGGAAAAACUAGUAAAGGAACGUUUGGAAGAAAAAUAAAACCUCAUUAGCACAUAGUCACCAACUCAUCCAAGCAGGCAGAGCUUAGUCUUCACAGAAUAACAUGGAUACAGAACAGAUUGUAUUCUGGACAUUCUGACUUGAACAUCUUACUAUUUAAUGUUGUAAUUGAAAUGUCAUCUAAACUUACAGUUUAUUUACAAUUGCCCUAAAACAUAAUCAGAAGAUAAGCAUACAGGGAAAGAAAGAGUUCAAGCUGUACAAGUGAUUCCCUAACUAUAUGGCAUUUGAAUAUUUGUUCAUUAGAAAUACAUGUCUCAAUUCACUUCCUGUUUUUAUCAGACUAAUCAUGAUUUAUAGUAUAUAAGCUUAAAAUAAUGUUACUGGAAAUACAUGGCAAUAGAAUAAGUUCCAACACUGUUAAUUUUCUUGUUAUUUGGGAUUAAAUGAAAUUAAAAUUUAGGCAAAAAAAUGGAUAUUUUUUAAUACAAAUUUUUCCUUGGAAUUGUAAUCUGCUGUCUUGUCCAUUUGUGGAAAAGGGCAUUUCAUUACAACAAAAAACUCUACCAUGGGUUAUAUAAACAAAUCCACUAAUAAUAAUGUCAUUUGCUUUGUAUUUAUCGCAAUGAAACUGGAAAAAAAUAGGUUUUCUGAUAAUUACCAAUUGGUGGAAACAUAAGGAAAAUUGUGUUUGAAACAGAUUUUAUAAUUAAAAUUUCUCCAAGAAGAAA